AUGCAUGUGCUGUUGAUGUCACCCCGGCGUCCCUCACCUCUUUUUUACUGUCAACUACAUCCAAACACUGUCCGCCUCCUUCCGCGCUUGACGCAUCUGGCGCCCUGCGUCUCUCGGAAAGCCGCAAAUAGCCAAACACAGUAUAGGCGCGUUAGGAGAUCCAGCAGCCAACCACGCCUCUACCCUCAAGCACACGAUCCGACUUUGCCAACUCGCACACCAAGAGAGGAUACCCAGCGAUUACAUCGACGUUCCUUCGCCAGGCAGUCACCCACAGAGGAUGAAGAGACCCCGCUUCUUCCAGACCACCAUCGACGUACGCCUGCUCCUGGCCCCCAUGGAGCUCACACAUUCGACCACCGACGAAGCGCCCUGACCGGCUGGCUCUCCAUACUGCUGCAUCCAUGGCAGUCCAUGUAUACAUCCGCUGCUCAAAAGGACAAACCAAAUGCUGCGAGUGACCUGUCCAAGCCCAGGCCAGGGGCAGUUCCCAGACCCGUGGGAGGUACCCGGAAGCUGGGCACACUGGCUGGUGUCUUUGUGCCCGUAACACUGAAUGUGUUGAGCAUUCUAAUGUUCCUGCGCUUUGGCUUCCUUUUGGGUCAAGCAGGCCUGCUCGGAAUGAUGGGCAUGCUGCUUGCUGCCUACAUGAUCAAUCUGCUCACCACCUCGAGCAUUUCAGCCAUUGCCACCAAUGGCACUGUUCGCGGAGGGGGUGCCUAUUACCUCAUCUCAAGGAGUUUGGGCCCGGAAUUCGGUGGGUCGAUUGGCAUAGUCUACUACCUUGGAUCGGUCUUCAGCACUUCGCUCAACGCCGUCGGUCUGGUCAAUUGCCUGAUUGAAAACUUUGGUGUCCAUGGCGGCGACAUGGCCGAGUGGUUGCCUCAAAGCUUCUGGUGGCAAUUCUUGUGGGCAACGUUGGUCUUGGCCGCGUGCACCUUCAUCUGCUUGGCCGGAAGUGGACUAUUCGCUCGCUGUAGUAAUGGCCUGCUAAUUGUCCUGCUGGUUGCCAUAAUGAGCAUCCCACUCUCUGCCGCAGUUCAGCAACCGUUUGUCAAUGUCAAGGAGAAAAUUGCCUUCACUGGAUUUAAUGCGGAUACCUUCCGCCAGAACUUGUUUCCACACUUCACCAGAGGCGCUGCUGGAAGUGCAGGGAAGCACAAAGAAAGUUUUCAACACCUAUUCGGCGUCUUGUUCCCAGCAACAGGAGGUAUUCUCGCAGGCGCCAGUAUGUCGGGUGACUUGAAGCAUCCGAGCAAGGCCAUUCCAAAGGGAACUCUAUAUGGUAUUGCCUUGACCUUCGUUCUGUACACUAUGGUCAUUUUUGCCAUGGCUGCGAGCAUAACACGCGACACCUUCUACAGGAACACGAACGUCAUCCAGUUGACCAAUCUUUCGCCGGCGAUAAUACUUUCUGGUGAAGUCGCAACAUCCCUCUUCUCCGUCCUCAUGGGUGUUAUUGGCUCGGCCAAACUGUUACAGGCAUUGGCUCGAGAUUGUUUGAUCCCUGGACUCUCGCUGUUUGGGCAAGGGACAGAGAAGUCGGAUGAGCCCAUCUACGCCAUCUUCAUCACGUACAUCAUCGCUCAAAUCACCAUGUUUGCCGAUAUCAACCAGAUUGCAUCCUUCAUUACGAUGACAUAUCUCAUGACCUUCUUAGUUACGAAUCUAGCGUGUUUUCUACUCAAAAUUGGGUCUGCUCCAAACUUCCGACCAUCUUUCCAAUGGUUCAACUGGCAGACGGCGGCACUUGGAACAGUCGCAUGUGGUGUUACGAUGUUUUUUGUCGAUGGAUUUUAUGCAUCUGCCUGCAUCGCCUUACUCCUGAUGAUCUUCCUGCUGAUCCAUUACACGACUCCGCCGAAGCCAUGGGGAGACGUCAGUCAAGGGCUCAUUUAUCACCAAACUCGAAAAUAUCUCUUGCGCUUGCGUCAGGAACAUGUCAAGUUCUGGAGACCGCAGAUACUGCUUCUCGUCAAUGAUCCAAGACGACAAUACAAGCUAAUUCAGUUUUGCAAUUCUCUGAAGAAAGGAGGUCUCUUUGUUCUUGGCCAUGUCAUUGUCACUGAGGACUUUGCAUCUGCUGUGCCAGAAGCAAGGAGGCAACAGCAAUCCUGGGCCAAAUACAUUGACUUCUCGAAAAUCAAAGCAUUUGUCAAUAUCGCCAUCUCUCCCACAGUGGAGUGGGGUGCACGCAACUUGGUUCUUGGUGCUGGACUGGGCGGGAUGAGGCCAAACAUUGUGGUAAUGGGACUGUACAAUCUCCCGGAACUACGGCAAACGCGGCCUACCAAUGACAUGCCAUCUCCCCAACCAGCUCGACAGUCCAGUAAAGCUACGGACUCGUCCGCCACUCACAAAGCAACAAAAGUACGCACGAGAAAACGAGUCACAAGUGACGCGCAUCGACUGCUGCCUACGGAUGCAAUGCGACCCGAAGAUGCAAUCGGAAUCCGGAGUUACGUUACUAUCAUCGAAGAUCUCGUAUUGCGUCUGCAAGCAAAUGUGGCUAUAGGUAGAGGAUUUAAGGACCUUGAAGUGCCGCCUGCGAAACCGACAGUGAGAGAAAGAGCAUUCCAAAUGGUAGGACUGGCAGAGAUUGAGGUCGACGAGCCAAGCAAGACAUACAUUGAUCUUUGGCCCAUUCAGAUGUCGGCUGAGGUUGCCACUGCUGGUGACGAGCCUAGCCGAAAGAACGUAUUGACAACUAAUUUCGAUACAUAUACACUCAUUCUUCAACUUGGUUGUAUUCUACAUACAGUGCCAUCGUGGAAGCGAGCAUAUAAGCUCAGGGUGUGCGUGUUUGUGGAGUAUGAGACGGAUGUUGAGGAAGAACGAGAGCGCGUCACUACAUUGUUACGGAAUCUUCGCAUUGAAGCCGAAGUCCUUGUUUUCUGGCUCGCAAGCGGAGAUUUGAGCAUGUACGAGGUCAUCAUCAAUGGCCGGGACGAAGACGAGUAUGAUCAGAUUGCCCGGGACGUUGAUUGUUCGUUAGAGGACGAGCGUUGGUGGCAAGACAUCAAGCGCCUCCGAAGACCGAAUGAUAUGAGCGAUAGCCAAGAAAUUGAUCGCACUGUAGACAUCCUUGAAGCCGUCACCAACUGGCCAAUAGCAUCUUUUCAACACGGUAGACGAGAAUCAAAACCCAGGCGCUUUGCAGCGCUGCAGGAGAUGCUUCGAAAAGCGAAGAAGCGAGCACCUAUGGGCGAUUUGCAGGAUGCUGGUUCUACAAAAGCGGUGCCCAGCCAGCGAAUGACUGUCGAUCUUCUCACCGACAGCGAUAGCGAUACGACUAGCUCUUCAAUCGGAGAGCAUGGUGGGAAUGCAAAUGAUGGUGCUGAUGACGAAGCCAUGGCCUCUGAAAGUGAAGCAGCGGUUAGCGGCAACAACUUCGACGAAUACGAUCUCGAUGCAUCGAGUGACGAUGGUAGUGUCAACGGUGGCUCACAGAUGUCGCUACAAAGGUCAAAGACAACAACGGGAACGCAGUUAUAUCCUAGGACUUUAGACCUGAGAAAGGCGAUUUGGAAAAAUCCCCCGAAAGGUAGCUCGUUCAGAGACGGCCAGAGAAACCCCCACACGGCAGCACCACUACGGCCGCAACUUGGUGCGACUGCUUCUGAAACAGCGAUUCUGACACAUUCAUCCAAGAAAUCUCGCAGUGUUGGGAGCUCCACAUCCCAGCUAUCCACUGCUCCUCGUGCAGGGUCCUCGGUCAAGCCACCGUCGAUGCAACACAGUUCCUUACCAAAGUUUACCUCCAACCCCACGCCUCGAGCAGCUGUAGCAUCAGAAGAAGCAUCUGGACCCUCUAUCAUGUUCGUCGACACACCAUCCCCAGAAACGACAGCAAGAAAACCAGAUCCUUUCACGACUGUCUCCCCAUCUUCAAACCCCACUACAGACAGCAGUAGUCCCCGAACCUCCGCCACAAUUCCGGCCUCGAACCCAGCCACCGGCUUUCCCGCCCAGCGAGCCAUUCCCCUCUCUUUUAAUGACCUCCCUUGUCGCGCGCAACAUCUGAUCCUCAAUGAACUACUGCGUCAGCAGUCUGACGACACGGCAGUGGUGUUCACGACACUGCCUAGCCCGAUCGAGGGAACAUGUGAGAGCGAUGCGGAAAGCGUAAAGUAUGUGAGUGAUUUGGAAGUCCUGUGUCAGGGCUUACCGCCGGUAUUGCUGGUGCAUAGUAAUAGUAUGACGGUUACCAUGAAUUUGUAG
Molecule: messenger RNA, 4221 nt
Organism: Plenodomus lingam JN3
Lineage: Eukaryota; Fungi; Ascomycota; Dothideomycetes; Pleosporales; Leptosphaeriaceae
Biological process (GO): chloride ion homeostasis; cell volume homeostasis; chloride transmembrane transport
Cellular component (GO): vacuolar membrane
Molecular function (GO): potassium:chloride symporter activity
Source: RefSeq, a predicted model, not a curated record